Messenger RNA from Cajanus cajan (pigeon pea), 2421 nucleotides. Its product is annotated as ATP binding microtubule motor family protein. Gene Ontology annotation, biological process: spindle elongation; mitotic spindle organization; microtubule-based movement. Gene Ontology annotation, molecular function: microtubule binding; plus-end-directed microtubule motor activity; ATP binding. Gene Ontology annotation, cellular component: microtubule; kinesin complex. Lineage: Eukaryota; Viridiplantae; Streptophyta; Magnoliopsida; Fabales; Fabaceae. The record is from RefSeq and is a predicted model, not a curated record.
ACAUUUUUGAAAUAUCUCUCUUCUAAUUUCCAACGGCUACUUCCUCUUCUGCCUCUACUUCUUCCUUUUCUCUCUCCUCACCGUCAAAACACUCUCUUCUCUCUCAAUUGUUCCGCUUUCUUCUUUUGUGACUUUAGAUCCUCUGACUUUAGCUUCUAUGGAUUCAAAGCAAUUCGAUCGUGCGGCUCGUAAGGUUCGGGUCGUGGCCAAGAUCCGCGGCUUCUCGGCUCCCGAGGCUAACUCCGAACCUGUCGCUUCCAGAACUGUGGACUGGAUUUCGGUGAACCGUGAAAAUUUGGAGGAUGUCACUGUCUCCUUCGGAGACCAAUCUUCUAGUCGGUAUUUGGUAGAUUACUGCUAUAAGGAAGAUGAAGAUAACGAAAUGAUAUAUUCGAAGGAGGUGAGGCCUCUUGUGUCUGCAGCUUUUGAAGGUCGUAAUAGCACCAUUAUUGCUCAUGGUGCUAGAGGUAGUGGAAAGACCCACACAAUUCAGGGCUCUGCUGAGAGACCGGGUUUGGCAGUGCUUGCUGUUGCUGAGAUUCUUUCAGUGGCUGAGAAAAAUGGGAAAUCCAUAGCUGUUUCUUUCUAUGAGGUUGAUCAUCAGGAGCGUGCCGUGGAUUUAUUAAAUCCGGAACAGCCACCAAUUCUGGUUUUUGAAGACCGUGGCAGAAUUCAAUUUAAAGGACUAACUCAGGUUCCUGUGAAAUCCAUUGCUGAAUUUCAGAAUUUGUACUCCACCGCAUGUUUUUCACAGAAGGGAGCUCCCAAAAAAGGAGGCUGUGAAGGAGGCCGUGAACGUGUUCGAAGAAUCCACAUGGGAUUAAUUCUGCAUGUCUUUUCUCAGAAGAAAAGUGUUGAAAGCCUAGUGAGCAAAAUGAAUUUUGUUGAUUUGGCAGGUUAUGAAGAUGCUAGAAAGAAAAGUAGUGAUGGUUCCUGUCUUGCCGAGAUUAACAACAGAAUUAACAAGUCAAUUUAUGCUGUAUUAAAUGUUUGUCAUGCUUUGAGUACAAAUGAAAGUCAUGUUCCCUACCGGGAAAGCAAACUUACACGCAUGCUGCAGGAUUCCUUGAGGGGGACUAGCAAAAUUUUAUUGGUUUCCUGCUUGAACCCAUCAUUUUGUCAAGACACCAUUUACAUGGUAAGCUUGGCAUCACGGGCAUGUCAUUGGAUUCAUCGGGCAUCCUUAGAUUCCACCAAGAAAAGUGGAACCUCAUCUAUAAAGAUGGUGAAUACUCAUAAGAACCAGAUAUCCAAAAGUGUUUCUGGAACAACAAAGAAAUUACAUGGCUCUUCUAAAUUAAUUGGAAAAAAGGCUGAUAUUACUGUGAAGUCUGCAAUUAAAGGAAGGAAAUUGUUUGAGGAAGUCGGCCAUUCUGCUGCUAAAGCUGAGAAGAAGGAAAAUUCUGUUGCCCAUGUUACUCAAGCAUCAGAACCGUUAUUGGAUAAUUCAUUAUUGGAGGCUGGAAAUCAUGUCGAACUCAACCCUGGACUGGAAAAGGAUGAUUCAUUUUCAGAAGCUAGUCAGAAUGUGAAUUUUAAUCUGAUGGAGGAAAAUAGUAUGCAGGAUGACUCGUGUUUGAAUGCUAGUAGGAAAGUGGAACCCAAUCCCCUUGCAGAUCAGGAUAUUUUGGUGGAUAGCGAGGAUCAUCAAACUCAAGCACUGUCAGUAAUAGUACAAGAAGACCCCAACCUGAACAAAGAGAAUAACAGUUCAAGGAAAAAUGAAGAUGGUUCACCAUCUAUCAGUUCUCAACUACGCGAUCUUUCUAAUAGCCUUAAGAUGCUAUGUUCGCUGCCAACUCCAACUCCUCUGUGCGUGCAAAUACCAGAAAAGGAGUCAGUUUUACUUGAUAAUAAGCAGGUGUCUGCUGAUGUUGCAGAACCAAAAACUCCUACCGCUGAUCAAAAUAUGAGGGUUAAUAGAUGUGAUGUAAUGAGUGCUAAAAGUCCUUGGGAAACAUACAGCAUGCGUGGUUCUGGAAUGAAGAAUUCUCUUGUUGAAGAAUACCUUAGGUUUUUAAACACAGCUAACAAGGAAGAAUUAAAAAAACUGAAGGGAAUUGGGGAGAAGAGAGCUACCUUCAUACUUGAACUUCGAGAAGAAUCCCCAGAACCUUUCAAGAAUCUAGAUGAUUUAAAGGAUAUUGGACUUUCAGCAAAGCAGAUUAAAGGAAUGAUGAAGAAGGAGGUUGGGGAACUUUUCAGUGAAUUAUAAAUGCAUUGCUGAAUUUAUUCAAGUGAAUAUCUUGCAGUGACCUUCGGAUGUCUGUAUCCAAAGAGAAUUUAUAUUGGCAACUCAAGGUUGCCCUUUACUUGUGUAAUAUAAUGAAAAGUUUAGAGAUAUUUGAAUUUGGGAAAUGUUGUGAAAAAUCAAAAAAUCAUAUAUAUUUAAAGUAAUAUAUGGAAAUCUUUUUUUUUUUU